This is a messenger RNA of Malassezia vespertilionis, 984 nucleotides long. RefSeq lists its product as uncharacterized. The transcript is spliced from 3 exons. Bases 1 to 984 code for a protein of 327 amino acids. The record is from RefSeq and is a predicted model, not a curated record. Gene Ontology annotation, cellular component: membrane. Lineage: Eukaryota; Fungi; Basidiomycota; Malasseziomycetes; Malasseziales; Malasseziaceae.
AUGAUGAGACGGCCAACGAAGCGCCACUUGUUUAUGUUUGUGAUUGUGCUGUGUAGUAUCCUUGUUCCGCCCGUCGCCGUCGCGAUUCGGUUUGGGAUUGGCACGGACUUUUUUAUCAAUGUGGUUCUCACUAUCUGUGGCUACAUUCCCGGACAUGUGCACAACUGGUUUAUCCAACGUGUACGCAACAACAACAACAGGGACCGCACACCGACAUGGUUGAAAAAGACGGGGCUCGUGGUAAAUCCGAGUAAUUCGGUUUCAAAUUCUGACACGGGCUGGGCAGAGCGGUACCGUGAUAUGCGCGCCCCGGUUCAGCACGACGAAGAGGGCCGUGCAUAUUACGAGAAUCCCGAGACAGGCGAGUUUGAUCGGUCUGCACCGAUCCGCCACAGACCGCGGCAAACCGCUGUUGCAGAAGAGGACAGUGACGAAGAAGUGGGUCCUAGCGAUGGGCUUGCUGAGCCAGACCGCUACAUCAACCGUCCCACGAAAUCCGUCUCGUCUCAGCCUCCGAUGGAAACGCAGGCACGCCCACAAAAAUCGCUCAAAUCGCGCACACUCAAGUUCUUUGGCGCGAACUCAGGUGCAAGCAGUGCAUCAGGCAUGGACCGGCAUGCACGUAUCGGGAGCGCAUUGGAUCCAGAGCGUGAUCCUGUUUUGCAGCGUCGACAAAAUAUGGGGUACUAUGACGAGCUCGAUUCCGAGCUCAACGCUCUGCCAUCGUCCUCGAUCCCAGUGCGCCGUUCGCCCUCACCACCACCUGCACAUGCACCGACCCAUACCAUGGAUGCGCUAGACCGUGAGCUUAUGGGCUUGUCUGUACAGACGGAAAUGCCGCCUGUGCGUACACGGAACAAGCCAUCCGCUGUUCUGUCUCGCACGCGCGCGGCGCAAAGAUCCUCUGAAGAAUACACGUCCCAUACGGACAACCACUCUGAUGCACUCGAGCGCGAUAUCAUGGACACGCACCAUGAGUUUUAA